Messenger RNA from Patiria miniata (bat star), 2143 nucleotides. Its product is annotated as ubiquitin-conjugating enzyme E2 Z-like. The coding region runs from base 81 to 974 and encodes 297 amino acids. Lineage: Eukaryota; Metazoa; Echinodermata; Asteroidea; Valvatida; Asterinidae. The transcript has 7 exons. Gene Ontology annotation, molecular function: ubiquitin conjugating enzyme activity; cysteine-type endopeptidase inhibitor activity. The record is from RefSeq and is a predicted model, not a curated record. Gene Ontology annotation, biological process: negative regulation of apoptotic process. Gene Ontology annotation, cellular component: nucleus.
CUACUAGUACUAGUAGUACUUUGUACUAGUUGUAGAAUAUUUAGGAAAACCCAGUACGAGCACUAGCACUACUCGUUCUCAUGAUGGCAGAGUCUGCCAGUGGAAGUGCUGUACCUGUACAUAACAUCAUGGAGAUGACUAUUUGGGAUCCAACUACAAGCAAGGAUUGGGAUCAACAGAAAGCUACUCAUCAGUGUAUAUUAAGAAUCAAACGAGACAUCAUGAACAUCUAUGCAGAGCCUCCCCCAGGUAUGUGUGUUGUGCCGGAAGAGGACAUCACAAAGGUACAUGCCUUGAUAACAGGUCCAUUUGACACACCCUAUGAAGGAGGUUUCUUCCAUUUCUUGAUCCGGUUCCCACCAGAUUACCCAAUAAGGCCACCGCGUGUUAAGCUGGUCACUACAGGAGAAGGAAAGGUCCGUUUUAAUCCCAAUUUGUAUCGAAAUGGCAAGGUCUGCUUAAGUAUACUUGGAACUUGGACAGGUCCAGCCUGGAGUCCUGCCCAGUCUCUGUCCAGCGUGUUAAUCUCCAUUCAGUCACUCAUGAAUGAGAAUCCCUACCACAAUGAACCUGGUUUUGAGCAGGAACGACAGCCAGGUGACUGUGAGCGUUACAAUGACUGUAUUCGCCAUGAAACCAUUAGAGUAGCUGUUUGUGACAUGUUAGAAAGUGAAAAUCCAUCUAUGCCAAAAACACUCAGAGAGGUGAUGAAGAAGUCUUUUCCUGAAUUUUAUGAGUACUACAUGAGUACAGUGACUGAUAAAUCGCAUCUUACUGGACAAUGCAUGCAGGACCCGUACGGUGAAAGAAGAGGAAAGUUCCAGUAUAAUGCGUUAAAAAUGAGUCUGGAAAAAAUUAAACAGAAGUUGGACGAAGAAGAGUCUUUAAACAAAGCCUCAGAGGCAGACUCCAGUAGUACCUCUGACAAUGAAAUGGACACAUCAUCACCUUGUCCGUCAGAAAAAGUUUCUUGAUAUUUAUAAUUAUGCACUGUAAACUCAGAACAACCAGAAGUCUUUACUAUCCAAAUUGUCUGUGAUGUCUGGGCUGUCAGAAAUGUAGCUCUGCUACAAGGUUCAUUGCCAGAUUCAUUGUCCUGAUUGCUGCAAGUUACCGACUCGAAUGCAUAAUCGUACCUUUCCAGUAGAGCAUUUCAAACUUUUAAGGCAGCAGAAGCAGACUGGUUAAAAAAAUAGUCAUGCCUAAUUGCUCAUAACCCCUGAUGUUUCUACAAUAAGGUAAAGUAAUUUGCCCUUUUAGGCAUUUUGGUUACAAAUUUGUUGCAGUCAAGCAUUUGGAUGAACAAUUAAGGCAAGUGCAACUGCCUUUUUAUAAAUUUGUCCUUUGGGGUUUGUUUUACUGAAAAUGUGAACGAAAUGUGAAGUUUUACCUUUUCUCUGUAGUUUUGGAGGACAUAAUUGCUAAGGAAAGUAAUUCCUGUGAAUUAUGGUUAGUGAUGUUACUUGGUUGGGAAAAAGGGUUAUUGGCCUAGCCCAGCAUCAACUGGCCAGGCUGGACCAACUCAUUGUUUACUGAACUAUCAUGGAAAACUAGUGAGCCAAAUUGCUUUAAAUAGCUAUAUUGCGGUCCUACCCAACUCUCCAUGCAUACGUAUUAUGCAGGAACAGAACAUUGUUCCGUAUGGGCUACUCACAAUGAGAUAAUGAUUGGUAUAACGCAUAUAUGCUCAGUUGCCUGUGCACAUAACUUGUAAUUUUCAACUGUGAGUGAUCAAAGUAUAAUUAUUUGAAAAGAGGAAUGACUCUGAGUAUAGGUUUUCCCGGACAAUUUCGGAAAAUAUGUACAAGAAUUUGUUAAAGAAGCUUUCGCUUUCGUGCGAAAUAGACUGAACGUACCAAAUCCCUGUUUCUAUUUAAGAAAUGAUAAUUCUAUUUCCAUGAAGUUGCAUUCAGUCAUAAAAAAAUCAGCAUACGAAUUGAAAAGAGGAAUGACUCUGAGUAUAGGUUUUCCCGGACAAUUUCGGAAAAUAUGUACAAGAAUUUGUUAAAGAAGCUUUCGCUUUCGUGCGAAAUAGAAUGAACGUUCCAAAUCCCUGUUUCUAUUUAACAAAUGAUAAUUCUAUUUCCAUGAAGUUGCAUUCAGUCGUAAAAAAUCAGCAUACGAAUUCCCGAAUGUGCAAUGC